Messenger RNA from Bicyclus anynana (squinting bush brown), 2314 nucleotides. RefSeq lists its product as uncharacterized. The coding region runs from base 1 to 2238 and encodes 745 amino acids. The transcript is spliced from 13 exons. NCBI's taxonomy places the organism in Eukaryota, Metazoa, Arthropoda, Insecta, Lepidoptera, Nymphalidae. The record is from RefSeq and is a predicted model, not a curated record.
AUGCCUGAGAUACCAGAAUGUUUGAGUCGCCGUUACAAAGCGUUGGACGAAUUGAUUCAAAAGCUCAACUCCGAUCGACCGAGUGACCCGCACGCUGAAGGUGCAUCAACCGACGAUCCAGCUUUAAAGUUGAUGUGCGACUUUUGGGAUAUUCUCAAAGAAGAUCCGAAUUUAAAUUUGACGAAUGCUGUACACCAAAGUAUGAGAGCCAAGUUUUGGUCAAAUGUCACGUGUUAUCGCUCCGGAUGUUGUGAUGACAAAGCCGUCAAUAAACCUAAAAAUGUUAACCAAAAAAGUGCAAAAUCGGGGUGCUGUCCGAGCUCCGCAGCACCGAGCGCAGCUGCGAGCCUGAAUAGCUUCCCUUUGAAUAAAGUUUUGUGCAACUUGACUGAAGCCGCAUCAUUUGAUAAAAAAUGUCAAGAGAAAAUCAGUAAGUUGUUGGAAACACAAAAGAAGUUGCAAGCGCAAAUACAAGUAUUGGAGGACAGAGAAAACUCCGGUAAUCAACUGAUGAAGCAAGCCGAUUGCAUGUGGUCAUGUAUGGAAGAGGCUUAUACGAAAAAAAUCGCUGAAUCAUUAUCAAGGCAGAAUGAUUUAUCAAAAAAGCUUAAAGAAGUUGAAGAAAGCAACAACAAGUGGCGAAAAAACAAAAAAGAUUUAGAUUUUCAAAUGAAUAACAUAAAUAAAUGCUAUGAAGAAAUAAAGGAAAAGAUAAAUGAAAAAACAAGCGACAUUAAAUGCAUCGAUUUGGAGAUAGACAAUUUCAAAAAACACAUUGAAUGCAACAAAAACGACCUUGAAGUAUCUAAGAAAUCCUUUGACAAUAAAAAGAAAGCUUCGGAUGCCAAAAUGAGUAGUAUUGCAGCUGAAAUGUCUAAAAUAGAAAAAUCCCACAGUGAAGUAAACAAGCAUAAAUCAUUAAAAGAAGGAGAAGGUACAAAGUAUAUUAAAGAAGCGAGAGAAGAAUUACAAAAACUCUGUAAAGCAUUAUUGAAAAAGAAACUCGAACGCGAGGAUCUGAAUGCAGAGAAAGAAGCUUUGCUGUUAGAGAUAGAUUUACUUAUUCAAAAUUGCGAUCAGUGUAAAGAUAAAUGUAAAAACAAACAACUAUCUAUCGAUAACGAAAUAAAGGCAGUCCAAAAAGAAAUUGUUGAUUUCAAAGUUAAGUGCACACAAUGUCACCAAUGUAUUGAUACGUCAGACAUUAGAAAAAUAUGUACCGAUUGUCCAAGAUGUCUUGAAGAACUAAGUUGUUUGAAUGAAGGCGACCACUGUACUCAUGAUUACGCUUUAGAUUGCGUUUGUAUGACAGUGAAGCAAAAAUUUUUGGAUAAUGUGUUUGAUAAUAUGUAUACACUGCUAGAAAGACAGGUCCAAACUAAUGCUGGAAAAGCAGUAGCUGACGAAGUGUUGAAUUGUUUGAAAAAAAGUAAAAAUGGUAAAUUAAAUAAAGCGACUCGCAACAUUUUGCAGGAUUUUAUACUGACUACCGUUAAGAAAAAUUUAAAUUUGACUAUAGUUGGUGGUGCUGUCAAGACUAGAUGUGAGAUGGAUGCAGAUAUGUAUAAUCAGCUCAUGAUGUGUCUAAAGCAAGUUAAAGUUACUAAACCAGUAAAAGCAGAUCAAGGGACUGAGGCUAAGAAGGAACCCUGCACACGGUGGGGCGGUACGAACGAAUGCAACUGUCCAAAAGGUCCUAAAGCAUGUAUUUGUGCUAAGAAAGCUCCGGCACCAGCCUCCGAACCGACGUCUUGUCCACCCCAAAAGGGACAAGAUGAAGAUGCAGGUGAAGUAGUCAUAUGUCCACAUAAAGACUCGACGCCAUGUGGUGUAGACUGUGGUAUGCAUGGGAUGCCAAAUGCUGUGGGUAGUGAAGUUGCUGCUUGGCGGCCAAGUCCUUGUCAAGGUCCAACUUGUCAGUUCACGAACAUGAGAGCUGCGCAAUGCGUGCUUGGUUCUGAAUUAUUAUCUUCACAACUACCACCACCUUUGUUAUCUUCACUGAGCAGCCCGCAAGGCAAACCUUGGUUACCUCCCACCAUGUCGAUAUUGGAAGAUCAGGUUGCUGGUAAGAGCAGUGAUAUGAACAAAUUAGACUGCGACUGCCCCACAGAUGUAAGAGGUCAACCCCGUGAACGUAUUAUUGAGGAAGUGUUGGGAGGAUAUACUGAAGUAGCUGCAAUUGAAAAAGUAAGUUACACUAUAAUAAGCACUGACUCUCUUGAUGCAAGACGUUAAAUAUUUCAGUUCGAGGGUAUUCAUUCAUAUGUAUCGGAAUAAAGUUUAUACUUUGUUUACAAACCGUUAAAAUUUU